CGCCCCACGCCGUUGAAAUUGAACCGGCUGAACCCAACCCCUUUUCAGCCCAACCAACAGAACGUAAUGUUUUCACGUGUUUCGUUUUUAAAUUGAUUGAUUUCGAUCAAAAUACAAGUUAUUCAUAGCUUCUAAGAAAGAUGUCGGGAACGCUGAAACCUUAUCUGGCAGCAGUAAGAAGAACACUUACUGCUGCUAUGUGUUUGGAGAAUUUCUCCUCUCAAAUAGUUGAGAAACACAAUAAACCAGAAGUUGAAGUACGAGCUAGUAAGGAACUUCUUUUAACACCAAUAUUAAUAAGCAGAAAUGAUAAAGAAAAAGUAUUGAUUGAGUCCAGUAUAAAUAGUAUGAGAAUAAGCAUUGCUGUGAAGCAGGCUGAUGACCUAGAAAAGCUUCUAUGUCAUAAUUUCACAAGAUUCAUGACGAUGAGAGCAGAACACUUCAUUAUUCUCAGGAGAAAGCCAAUAGAGGGUUAUGAUAUUAGUUUUUUAAUUACAAACAUCCAUGUAGAACAAAUGUACAAACACAAGAUUGUAGAUUUUGUGAUUUAUUUCAUGGAAGAAAUUGACAGAGAGAUCAGUGAGAUGAAAUUAUCCAUGAAUGCAAGAGCUCGCAUUUGUGCAGAAGAAUUUUUAAAAAGGGUUAGUACGCGUGAUAUAAAUGUGAGAUAAAAAAAAUAUAAUACAAUUGCUAAAAUAUUUUUUUCUAUUCCAGUUUUAACUUUAUGGACACAAUGUGUUAGCAACAUAGCAAUAAUCACAAAUGCCAGGUCACUAAAAAUAACAGUGCCCAUGAAUCAAGCUGGUUAAUAUGCAACCAGAUGAAAUUUUAACAGAUUAAUCUCUUAAACUGACUCUAAACGCUCCUUAAUCCAAACACGCCAAUUCCCAUUGUUGUCCAGUCAUGAAAAAAAUUCAUUCGAAUACAUUUCUCGAUUAAUCGCUGUUGUUCAGCUGUGUGUGUAACGAAUAACAAGGCUGAUGUACAUGUAAGUACCAUAACGGUAUUAAAUUCAGCACGCGCAGCCCCUCGUAUGAUAAUCGCGAAUAUAUUCGCAAUCGUGCGUUUCUUUUCCCUAAAAAGAGGAAAUUGAAACAGGUGGUAUAGGAGUAAAGCGUGCAAUUCCUUUUGCAUUUAUAAAGUUCUAUUUAUCUUACGAAUCACUGUAACCAUAUUGAUUUAAUACUAAUGUAAAUACAAAUAAACGAGAAGAAUCAUCGCCA
Apis cerana (Asiatic honeybee) is the source of this 1223-nucleotide messenger RNA. It is a transcript of the gene Arpc4, whose product is annotated as Actin-related protein 2/3 complex, subunit 4. Gene Ontology annotation, biological process: actin filament polymerization; Arp2/3 complex-mediated actin nucleation. Gene Ontology annotation, molecular function: actin filament binding. Lineage: Eukaryota; Metazoa; Arthropoda; Insecta; Hymenoptera; Apidae. Gene Ontology annotation, cellular component: Arp2/3 protein complex; actin cytoskeleton. The record is from RefSeq and is a predicted model, not a curated record.